UCUUUUCUCUUCUUCUUGAUUCAAUCUUUUCCAUCAAUCGAUGCUUAAACUCCAGGGGAUUUCGUAACUUCCCUUCACCACCGUGCCUAUGAAAAGACCCCCGCAGCAAGAAACCUAGAAUUGGAAAAGAGGAGCAAGAGAAAGAGCAUAGGUAUGGCGGCGCGGCAGGGGAUCGACAGGCAGAGGGAGGGGGCGGAGGUUUACCACGGGGUGGAGCUGUGCAAGAAGAAAUCGUUGGAGCUGCUUGGGGAGAUCCACCUGCCCAAGGGGCUGCUGCCGCUGAGCGGGCUGGAGGAGGUGGGGUACAACCGGGCGACGGGGUUCGUGUGGAUGAAGCAGAGGAAGGGGAGCCAGCACGUGUUCAAGAAGAUCGGGAGGACGGUGUCGUACGCGACGGAGGUGACGGCCUUCGUGGAGGACUGGCGGAUGAAGCGGGUGACCGGGGUCAAGACCAAGGAGCUUCUCAUCUGGGUCUCCCUCUCCGACAUGUACAUCGACGAUGGCGAUCACACCAAGAUCACCUUCAAGACCACCACCGGGAUCGGGAGAUCAUACCCUGUCGCCGCCUUCGAGGACGAGGAGGAGGAGGAGGCGAAGAAGUGAGGACCGGAGAGGCAGUUUCGUUAUCUCAGGAGUAAAGUAUGAUCUUGUACUAUGGACUCAUAUAUGGAUGUUGUCUUUAUUUCGCAUCUCUCUUCCGUUCUCAACAAUAAUAUGGUAACAGGGUUCUCGGGAUUUCUGAGAGUUAAAAAAUACGUUCAAAUGAUGUUUUCUGUUGCGAUUAACUUCCUCAUCGUCUAUCAUCGGAAGACGAAUACCUGUAAAAUAAAAUUUAUAUUGAUUAAAAUUAUUUUUGACGGAGA
This is a messenger RNA of Elaeis guineensis (African oil palm), 863 nucleotides long. The record is from RefSeq and is a predicted model, not a curated record. NCBI's taxonomy places the organism in Eukaryota, Viridiplantae, Streptophyta, Magnoliopsida, Arecales, Arecaceae.